CCGAGCCUCAGCAGCGGAUCUCCACAAGUGUCAGCAGCUACUUGAACAAUCAGAUCUAUGAAGUGUCAUCAGCAGCCCUAACCUCAGACAGACGCUUUGGACUUUGGAAUAGCUUACUACUUCUUCCUCUUCGUCUUUUUCUUUUUCUUUUGUUUUUUCAUUUUUAAAUAUGAUUUUUUAAUGUUUCAUGUGUAAUGGCUAAUGUUUCGUCGGCUGAUGUGGGAGUUCUGUUUCUCAUCGUAAUCACCGUAUCUUUGGCAAAUGGUUCCUCAUCAAGCAAAGAUGUAAACCAGAGGAGUGAGGCCGAAGCCUUCAAGCUGAACGGACUUCAUCCCAGCCGUGUAGACAACCUCAGUGGUGAUGCCUCUAAAGAGGAAGAGAAGCCAUGCCCUGCUUGUGACCCACCAGGAGCCAGAAGGCGUGCAAAGAGAUGCACAUGCUACACCUACAAAGACAAGGAGUGUGUGUAUUACUGCCAUCUGGACAUCAUCUGGAUCAACACACCAGAGCAUACUGUACCAUAUGGUAUGUCCAGUUACAAAGGAUCCCUGCGUAUGAGGCGCUCUGCUGGGACUGCUCAGCGCUGUGUGUGUACAGUGCAUAAUGACUCCACCUGCAGCAGCUUCUGCAUGGACAGCAGGCAGAGGAGACCAGCACCCGCACGGAGCGUCCGCAGCAGCUGUGCAUAGUGAGCUUGCAAUGAAUUGAACAUUUAAGUAACAUGCUCACCAUCUGAGAGGUAGACAGUCGCUGUCAUUACAUAUCGCAUGUACUUGUUUGGAAAAAUAGCCUGUUUGUCUACAGUUUACAUACACUUAAGUUGAGCUCUGACGCAGCCUCUCAGUCCAGAAAUCCUAGAAUCAAUUCUUAAGUGUUUUUGUGACAAAGUAGUAUGUGUCCAACUCUAUCACAGAACAGUUAUAGUUUUAGAAAUCACUUGAACUCUCGGCUGUCAUGAUAUACAUGUUCUUUGCAAGUGUAUGUAAACUUUUGAACACAACUGUAUAUAUAUGUAGAGAGCACGUGUUUGUAGUGCCUUGUCAUCAGACUCAUAGAUGAAUAACCACAAAGAUGUUGAAGGCAACAGGUACAAGCAGUGUCUCUCGGCCUGUGUCUGUUAGGCAAGUGUGAACAAUGUUUUUCAUUUUCCUGUCAUAACUUAGAAUGGUUUACAUGGAUCGUUUGUGUCGAAGAUUAAAGACUUUGGUAGAGCAUGUUGCUCA
Messenger RNA from Acanthopagrus latus (yellowfin seabream), 1223 nucleotides. Its product is annotated as endothelin-3. Bases 195 to 689 code for a protein of 164 amino acids. Gene Ontology annotation, molecular function: endothelin B receptor binding; hormone activity. The record is from RefSeq and is a predicted model, not a curated record. Gene Ontology annotation, biological process: regulation of vasoconstriction; vein smooth muscle contraction; intracellular calcium ion homeostasis. Gene Ontology annotation, cellular component: extracellular region. NCBI's taxonomy places the organism in Eukaryota, Metazoa, Chordata, Actinopteri, Spariformes, Sparidae. The transcript has 4 exons.